UUUUGUGUUUCUUGCAACGAGGGGGAAAAGAAAACGAAAGAAACGGCAUUUGUCUUUGCCGCACACAUAAUAUGGCUUAGACAGAGACACACCCGAGAAUAGAUGUCAAUGUCCGCACAAAUGCAAGAUCCACCCUCAAACCCUAACCCCAAUCCCAAUCCCAAUUCCAAUUCCAAUCCUCGCAACAAUGCCAAUGCCCCUCCGCCUCCUCCUCCUCCUCCUGCAACGACGUCGUCGUCGAUGUUCGGGAACAUGAUGGCCGGCGGGACCCACCACAGGAGGGCCCACUCGGAGGUCAGCUAUCGUCUGCCGGACGACAUGGCGGAUGUCUCUCCGUCCGAUCCGUUCGCCGGUGGCGGAGGCGGAGGCGGCGGAGGAGGAGGCGGGUCGUCCACGGCGAGCAUGGAGGAGAUGGGAUCGGAGGACGACCUCUUCUCGACCUACAUUGACGUGGAAAAGAUCGCGAAUCAGAGUGGCGGCGAGGGAAAUGGAGGCGGAGGGGGAGGAGAGAAGAGUGGGAGUGGGAAUAGGGCGAGGCAUAGGCAUAGCAGCUCUGUCGAUGGCUCCUCCACUACCACGUCGUCCACCGGUGUCUUUGGCGAGAUCAUGGAGGCCAAGAAGGCCAUGCCUCCUGACAAGCUCGCCGAGCUCUGGAGCCUCGAUCCCAAGCGUGCCAAAAGGAUAUUGGCAAAUCGCCAGUCUGCUGCCCGCUCAAAGGAGAGGAAGGCCCGCUAUAUACAAGAACUUGAGCGCAAGGUUCAGACCCUUCAGACAGAAGCCACCACUCUUUCUGCCCAACUCACACUAUUCCAGAGGGACACAACUGGUUUGAGUAGUGAAAAUACAGAGCUUAAGCUUCGGUUACAAGCUAUGGAGCAACAGGCUCAGUUGCGUGACGCUCUGAAUGAAGCACUGAAGAAGGAAGUUGAGAGACUCAAGAUUGCCACUGGCGAAAUAAUGAGCCCUUCUGAGUCAUUUAACUUGGGAAUGCACCAUAUGCCAUACACCCAAUCAACAUUUUUCCCAGUUCCACAACAGCCUGGACCUGCUUGCCACCAGAACAUGCAGUUACCUUUCAGUCAUUCCCAAUCUAGCAUGUCAACUCACCACCAACUGCAUCAAUCAAAUUCUCAUCCACUCUCAGAAAUGAUGCAGAAUGAUCCACUUGGCCGAUUGCAAGGGCUCGACAUUAAUGGCAAAGGAUCAUCCAUUGUGAAAUCUGAAGGCCCCUCACUUUCUGCAAGUGAAAGUAGCACCACAUUUUGACACAAUCUGGCUGCUAAGCUGCUGACCUGCUGACUUGUUUAUGGCACGCCCUCCUAGUAGAUUGUUUAUAAGCUUGACAUCUAGUCAUCCAGAGAAGGUACUCUAUAAUUCUAUUAUUUAUUCCAUUGGUGUUAAGGAUUGAUUCUUAAUUGUUUAUUCUUAGGGUUGUUCCCCAAAAAGGGGUAGCUCCCUCAGGUUCGGUUGCAAUGUUCAUCAGUCAUUUAUUCAA
This is a messenger RNA of Corylus avellana, 1495 nucleotides long. RefSeq names its product transcription factor RF2b. Gene Ontology annotation, molecular function: DNA-binding transcription factor activity. NCBI's taxonomy places the organism in Eukaryota, Viridiplantae, Streptophyta, Magnoliopsida, Fagales, Betulaceae. The record is from RefSeq and is a predicted model, not a curated record. Gene Ontology annotation, biological process: regulation of DNA-templated transcription. Gene Ontology annotation, cellular component: nucleus.